Messenger RNA from Caenorhabditis briggsae, 1890 nucleotides. RefSeq names its product Protein CBR-DARS-2 (gene Cbr-dars-2). Gene Ontology annotation, cellular component: cytoplasm; mitochondrion. The coding region runs from base 1 to 1890 and encodes 629 amino acids. Lineage: Eukaryota; Metazoa; Nematoda; Chromadorea; Rhabditida; Rhabditidae. Gene Ontology annotation, molecular function: aspartate-tRNA ligase activity; nucleic acid binding; ATP binding. The record is from RefSeq and is a predicted model, not a curated record. The transcript has 4 exons. Gene Ontology annotation, biological process: aspartyl-tRNA aminoacylation.
AUGAUAACGGCAAAACAUUUAUCAGCAGGAUGUCGAAGGUUGUUAUCCACGUCCUCAUACACUGUAAGAUCCCAUACUUGUGGAGAACUAAAUGCUUCAAAUAAAGAUGAAAAAGUGAGCGUAAUGGGUUGGUUAUCACAUAAACGAAUGGAUCGAUUUUUCGUAUUACGGGAUGCUUACGGUUCUGUUCAAGCCACGAUUCCAGAGAAUUCUGAACUCAAAAGACUUCUAAAAGAUCUUCCUUACGAAUCCAUCGUUCGAGUUGAUGGAGUUGUGGUCGAUCGAGGAGAGAAUCGGAAUAAAGCAAUGAAAACUGGUGAUAUCGAAAUUGGCGUCAAAAAACUAACAGUGCUGAACAAGGCUGUAUCAAACCUUCCAUUGCUCCCAGGUGUUAAUGCAAAUGAGAGAACCCGACUGAAAUAUCGCUACAUCGAUUUAAGAUCCGACAAGCUUCAGAGAUCCCUUCGCAUCCGAUCAGAAUUCGUUCACAAUCUCCGGAAGUUUCUCGUGGAGAAAAGUGGAUUCGUCGAUGUGGAAACGCCGACACUUUUCCGUCGUACUCCAGGAGGAGCCACAGAAUUCGUCGUACCCGCGCCAUCUCCAAAUCAUGGAAUGGCCUAUUCAUUACCUCAAAGUCCUCAACAAUUCAAACAGCUUUUGAUGGUUGGAGCCAUUGAUCGCUAUUUUCAGGUAUUUCUGAAUGGAGAAACGGAAAAAAAAACUUUGAUUUUUCAGAUUGCUCGAUGCUAUCGAGAUGAGGGCUCCAAAGGGGAUCGACAACCGGAAUUCACUCAAGUCGACGUGGAAAUGUCAUUCACAACGCAAGAGGGUGUAAUGCAGUUAAUCGAAGACAUGGUCAUAUCCGCUUGGCCCGAAUCUCUGAAUCAUAUCAAACCCAAAUCUCCAUUUCCAAGAAUAUCGUACUCUGGAGCCAUGGCAAAGUAUGGAAUCGAUAAACCAGAUAUGAGAAUUCCGUGGGAAAUUGAAGAUGUGAAGAGUGGUAUUUUUAAUUUUUUGAAAAAGAAUGAUUGCGAGAACUGGAGAGCCAGAGUAAUUGUUUGUCGAGGAACCGGAAAAACUUCAAUUUCGAAUUCAAUCAAAAACGAAUGGAAAAGAUUGAUUCAGAUGAACGAAAAUGGAAGAAAUUUUGCGAUUUGUCAUCCUUCACAGAAAAGUUGGUUCAAAUCAGUGGAAAAUCAGAAAAUUGUGGACGAAUUUGUAUUGACGGAAGAUGAUGUUCUCAUCGUAUGUUGGGGACACUCUGAUGGUGUUUAUUGGACCUUGGGCCAACUUCGCAACUACGUAGCUGAAGUUUGUGGUCUCCGUUCAGAAGGUGGCGUAACUGCUCAUUGGGUUGUCGAUUUCCCACUUUUCUCAUUCGAAGAAGGUCAACUUGUGUCGACCCAUCAUCCUUUCACUGCUCCAGUUGAGAAAGACAAAGAAAUGCUUUUCGAGUCGGACAAUCAGAAACUUCUUCAAAUCACUGGACAACACUAUGAUUUGGUGAUGAAUGGAGUUGAAAUGGGUGGCGGCUCAGUUCGAAUUGAAAACUCUGAAAUUCAAAGGCAUGUUCUGAAAGUGCUCGGAGAGCCUACAGAAGAAAUGGAGCAUCUUUUGAAUGCAUUAUCUUAUGGAGCACCACCACAUGGAGGAUUUGCUUUGGGGCUUGAUCGAUUUGUGGCAAUGCUAGCUUCAGAUGGAAAUCCCUUAACACCAGUUCGUGAUGUUAUUGCGUUCCCCAAAACGAAAAACGGAAAAGAUCUGAUGAGCGAUGCACCGACAACUCUUUCUCAAAAGCAAUUGCAGAGGUUAGUGCAGAGAAACUUUCAUGCUCAUUUUUAUUUGAAUUUCAGAUAUGGAAUCACACUACGAUCAGAUGCAGAUAGCUGA